AUGGCGACAGGGGGUAGUGGAGGUGGCGGCGGCCGAAUGGUGCGGUACGCUGUGGGCCUCCCCAUCGCGUUCAAGCUCGGCCUGGACCUCGGCAACCUUGUGUCGCCUCUCCAAAGCCACUACCUCGAAGAUGAGAAAGAAAAGAAGACCGACGUGUGGAACGCGGUGGGCAGCGACCUCGUGGAGCAGGUCAAGACGAGCACGCCGCUGCAAGCGCAGCUCGGGAGUGAACCCGCCUCACGAGUGCAGGUGUCCGAUGUGCUCUCCCUCAGCAAGAGCCACCUCAAGUGGCAGUUCUUUACGCACUGCUCGCCAGACGACAGCAAGGUUCCCCUCAAGACCCGAAGCAAGGGUGCGAGCGAUCUGUCCCUCGUGGUAGACACUCACAACGACGGCCGCGGCUGGAAGGUCGACAACGCCUGGGUGGAGACGCAGGGCGAGGGUGCUGUGUGUGUUCCGCUGACGCCACCGCGCCACGCAUGA
Molecule: messenger RNA, 483 nt
Organism: Acanthamoeba castellanii str. Neff
Lineage: Eukaryota; Discosea; Longamoebia; Acanthamoebidae
Exons: 3
Coding region: 1-483 (160 amino acids)
Source: RefSeq, a predicted model, not a curated record